Molecule: messenger RNA, 2708 nt
Organism: Pollicipes pollicipes
Lineage: Eukaryota; Metazoa; Arthropoda; Thecostraca; Pollicipedomorpha; Pollicipedidae
Product: translocation protein SEC62
Exons: 7
Coding region: 152-1342 (396 amino acids)
Biological process (GO): post-translational protein targeting to membrane, translocation
Cellular component (GO): endoplasmic reticulum; endoplasmic reticulum membrane
Source: RefSeq, a predicted model, not a curated record
UUGAUGGUGCAGUGGUUGGAUCUGCGUUUGCGCCAGACUGUUUUUAAGUAAUAAUAAUCCGAGUUAUAAUCAUAAGCUUAGUGGCAUAAGAUACUGUAGAGAAUACGCUUUCAAUUGUAUCUCCGCUGUGUUAAGCAGAAAGGCAGAGGCGAUGUCUGGAAAACGAGUGAAGAGGAAGGCUCCAGAGCCACCUCCUGUGGAGAAGCCCUCCAAGGACGAGUAUGCUGUUGCCAAGUACCUACGAAAUAACGUGCCGUGUAAGAAGACGAAGUUCAUGUACCAUCCCGUGCAGUACUUCACCGCUGCGCGAGCCGUGGACGCCCUGCUCGACUCCCCAUGGGCAUCGGGAGAGAAGAAGCACCAGAUUAUUUUCACAGACAGGCAGUCUGUGGUUGAUUACCUGGACCUAAUGCUGCGUCACAAGUUCUUCCAUAGGGCGAAGAAAAUCGCGAUCACUGACAGGGAUCUGAGGAGAAAGGAACUGAAGAAGCUCAAGAAGAAAGAGGAGGAGGACAGAAAGAAGAAGACGAAGGAUGAGAGUGAGAGUGAUUCGGGAGAAGAGGACGAGAAGGGGUCAAAACAAGAGCGAGAUGGCGAGAAAAGCAACGCUGAGGAGACAGCUGGAGAGAAGAGUGCGGUUGAGGGCGAGAAAUCUCCUAAAGCAAAAAAGAAAAAGGAGGAGACGGACAAGCCGAAGCGGCGCGUCAAACUCGACAUGCACCUGGAGCAGGUGUUCGUGGACGGGACGGACGCGUACGUCUGGAUCUACGAGCCCAUCCCCACCCACUACUGGCUGCUGGGCGCCCUCCUGGUGGCCGGCAUCGUGGCCGUCUGCCUGUUCCCGCUGUGGCCCAGCAAAGUCAGGGAGGGCGUGUACUACCUGUCGCUUGCGGCGGCCGGCUUCCUCGUCUUCAUCCUGGCGCUGUCUGUGAUCCGGGUGGUCGUGUUCGCUCUCGUCUGGCUGGUCACCAUGGGCAAGCACCACCUCUGGCUGCUGCCCAACCUGACCGAGGACGUCAGCUUCUUCGCCUCGUUCUGGCCACUGUACCAGUACGAGUACAAGGGACCAAAGGAGGAUAAGAAGAAGGAGAAGCGAAAGAAGAAGAAAGACCAGCCGGAGGCGGCGCCGGACGCUCCGGCCGAGCCUCAGGACACGGCCCCUGGCCAGCCGGCCGCCGAACAGGAGGCCGAGGAGCGAGCUGACGUGGCCGAGCCGGCCGACAGCGAGCUGCCUGAGGCUGAGGAUCAGAGGGAGUCAGAGGGCGGAUCGGAGGGCAGUCAGCACUCGACCAGCACGUUUGAGAUCUUGGACAAGGAAGAGGAAGGCGAGGAGACCUCGUAAUGGCCGCUCAUCUCAGUUCAGCUCAGCUUUGCUUCGGUGGGCCGCUGUCGCCGUAGCCCACCGUACGAUGUGUGAAUCGGUUGUUACCAGUUAUGCAGGUGUUGCAGUUGGGAGCGUAGCGCGACGAAAUAUUUAUCCACAGGUAAAUGCUGUGUUGACUUUGAGUGUUUUAAAUUGUGUGCAGCGGCGCGGUCUGGCAAUGGCCAUGGUUUUCAGACAAGCGGUAGCAGAAUGUGACGAGUCGUGAGUAUGGUAGUUUAAAUUAUGCGACCUACAGCUGCGCUAUGUGUCAAGCGGUUGAGACCUGCGCCGUGUAAUGUAUGGUGGUAAGUGCACCAAGCAGCGUAAGAAACUUUGCGCGCUUGGAAUAAUCCGGCCGCGGGUCGCCGCGCGCCCGGGCAGCGCUGGGCGGCCCGUCCGGCCCGGAGACAGGAGCCGGUGCUGACGCGGCGCUGUCGCCGACGGCUCCGCCGUGACCCGGCCGGCUGACCCGCGUCACGCCGCCGCAAAAAGGCGCGUCUGGCGGCAGGCGGACCGUGCCCGGCGCGUCUGUGGUCGAGCCGAUCGGCCGCCUCGGACACCCCCGGCUGGGCUGCGGCCGCCGCGCCGCCCGGCCAGACCCAGCGUCGACCGUCGGCUUGUGCAGGGUCUUUGACGUCGGGCGGCGCGGCCCCUCACGCGUCUGGCGGGGAAGUGACGUCACGGCGCGGAUGGGGAUUGGCCGUCUGGAGCCGGAUCCGGGCGGGUCCAGCUGUACAUAGACUGAUACAGACCUGUCCGACGGAAAACACGGCCCAGCCUCGGUAAGGCUAGGUGCGGUUAUUUAUUUUACAUAUUAAGUAUCUGGAAGCCGUUCGCCUUGAUCUUUCGCGUAUCCAGGAAGCGGCGUAAAUAGUGGGCUGCCCCCGUGCGGAGGCUUAAUUGUUCUACGUAUGGAACGGUCCCGCGCAAGCUAGCCGGAACGGAGUCACAACCAGCCGCCUCCUUCGUUGGCCGGCUCGGCUGCAAGGCCGACACCUGGCAGGGCUCUGCACCGACGGAGGCGCGUUGCCGUGUUAUUUUUGUAUGUUAGGUUCUGGCCAGUGUUCCGACUGCGGUGAGUGGGAUAAAGCGCAGGGUGAAUAUAUUGUUCUGGUUUUACAGCUCAUAUCUCUCGGCUCUAAAGGGUUGCUUGUUCGCAUGUCGUGUUGAUGCGCAAAUUGACGUGUCGGUAUAUUCUGUUAAUGGCUUUCCAGUGUGCACUAGGAGCAUUGUAAUGCUUGUCAAACUGUCAAUUUUGAACUUACUGAUGGCACACCUGGCUCCGUAUUUUUAUAACUCACUUAAUGAAAACACCAGAAAUAUAUGUUGCUUUGACAAAAUAUGA